GCCGGCCAGCAGCGGGCCGCCCUCCGUGGGGCCCGGGCCCGGGCGCGGCGGCCGCCCGUGGUGGGGAAGCAGGCCAGGGCGAAGGAAGCCGGGCGUCCGGGCUCCCCGCCAUGGAGGGCAUGGACGUGGACCUGGACCCCGAGCUCAUGCAGAAGUUCAGCUGCCUGGGCACCACCGACAAGGACGUGCUCAUCUCCGAGUUCCAGCGGCUCCUCGGCUUCCAGCUAAACCCGGCCGGCUGCGCCUUCUUCCUGGACAUGACCAACUGGAACUUACAAGCAGCAAUUGGCGCUUAUUAUGACUUUGAGAGCCCAAAUAUCAGUGUGCCCUCCAUGUCCUUCGUUGAAGACGUCACCAUAGGAGAAGGGGAAUCUAUACCUCCUGAUACUCAGUUUAUAAAAACAUGGCGGAUCCAGAAUUCUGGGGCAGAGGCCUGGCCUCCAGGGGUUUGUCUUAAGUAUGUCGGGGGAGACCAGUUUGGACAUGUGAACAUGGUGAUGGUGAGAUCGCUCGAGCCCCAAGAGAUUGCAGAUGUCAGCGUCCAGAUGUGCAGCCCCAGCAGAGCAGGAAUGUAUCAGGGACAGUGGCGGAUGUGCACUGCUACAGGACUCUACUAUGGAGGGGCUCCACGGGCCUUACCCCUUCGGACAGUCUUAAACGGGUGUCAGCAAGAAGAAAAAUUAACAAAAGACAGAAGGCCUGACUUUGGGGGGAGAGGGCAAGGGGUUCCUCUGGAUUGCAGACCACAUCGCACGGACCCCUGGCUCAGACCCCCACCUACCCCCCAAUCACGGAAGAAGAGGAAGAAAGACUGGUUUUGAGUGAACUCAGUAUGCAUGUGUGAGUGCUGAACUGCAGGAAUGGUGUUGAGGCAACCAAGAAGAAAUCCACGCAGAAAUCCACCUUGGGUUUGGGUGAUGACAUCAGUCUAAUGAGUUGUUAGGUCAUUCGGGAAGGGGCAGAAAUUUAAAAUGGGGGAAAAUAAGCCAUCUUUUUAAACAAAAAUUAUUUUACCUACAGAGAGGUUGUAGUUUUGAGCACAUGUUAGUUUUUCCCUCUUCCCGAUGUUUCUUUUAAGUAAGGGACGGCGUGCUCUACAGAGCGGUGCUUGCUCUGGAAGCCGUCACAGUGAGAUGAGGCUGGCAUGGCAUGUUUGGGGACUCUGCCAGUCAGUGUUGCUGGGCUCGUGCCCCCACCUGACUGCAGUCUGACCUCGAUGGUUCUUAGUGGCUUCUGCCAAUGAUAUAUCACCUUCCCCUCUUUUCAGUCUCUUGUUGAUUCAUACCUUUGACAUUUGUGUCUGUCAGCCCAGGGCUUCUUAGCAUCAGCACGCUCUCAAGUCCAGACUUCCUGUAUGGCCAGCAGAAGCCUGGAGGACAGUCUGAGAGGUGGCCUUUUGCACGCUUGUGACAGCUGGGACCGCUUCCUCCCAUGUUUCCCUUGGCAAAGGGAGUGUGGCCACGAAUACGCAAUACUGGGUCCUUCAUGCAGUGGCCUAUCUUCCCUUGGCUCUCGCUGGGUGGGUGCGUGUGCUACAUGCACACAGGGCUGUAACUCAGCAAGUGUGAACUGUGCCCUGCUUCUCUUACCACACAGCUCUCCUCCCUGCCCCCCCCCCAAUGUCCUCGUGGCAUUCUCACAACCUAUUAGUGGAGCUCGAGCUGUUACAGAAUGAUGAUACAGACCCAGCUGGGAGCCCCACUGCUGACCACUGCCUGAGAGGCCACAGUCAGGUGGAAAUGAAAAGACCUCCUCCGGCAGGGGCUGCUUAGUGUGGGGUGGCAAGUUGCAGCCCAGCUGGAGUGCAGGCAUUUGCUCCCUGGGUGGGGUGCAGUGCCCACUAGUGUCCCAUGGACUCCAAGCAGGUUGAAAUAUGGAUGUCUCCAUGGGAAUCUUAAACCAGGCUAGAACAGCUGUCUGCCAAAGAUACAAGAAUAUGCAAAGUCCCUCUUCUUAACCCCUCCUUCCCUAAGUCAGUGGUUUGAGAGCCGGGGAUGUGGAUGUGGUGUGGCUGUAGGGUCCCCUGCUGUCUCCAGCCCCCAUGUGUUCCAGGGUUGUGAGCAGAGCGGGGAGACCAGGGUAUGAAUGGCUGUAAGAGGUCCUCUAGCCUGGGUGUGGGUGCAGGUCUGCCUGCCUGCCUGCCUGUCUCUGGAUGUUUGAGUUCCAAAAGUGUGUGGUGUUUGUUCCUCCUCAUUCUCUUCUGAAACUAUUGAUUUUAAACAGUUGAUUGUGAAAGAAAAGCUUGUAUGAAAAUCCCCCUCACCUUUCCAUGUCCCGAAAAAGCAACCAACAAUAAGCUCUGUUUUGUUGAGGAAGUCCCCUGGGCAAGUGGAAAAGGCCAUGGAGAAGGGCAAGCAGCUGGAUCUCCAGCUAAAUGGGGGCUUCCCUGGGACCCUUACUUCCUCUGCACACUUGGACCCUUGAGCCAAAGGCAGUCCCUAACAGGUGCCCAAGCCACAAAUCUCAGGGGGCUUUUGUCGGAGGGACUCCUUAGGGCCAGUCUCUGAGGACACUGCCGCCCUAGAACACAUGCAUGCCCAGCCAUUCUUACUGCUUCCUGGCCUUGGAGCAAGCAGCGUGUCUCCAGCUGCCCUCUUGGAAUCAUGAGAGGCUUCAACCCUGCCUCACUGGCUUCCCCAUCUAUCCCCUACUAGGUACCAUACUUCCUCAGUUUCCCAGCAGGAACCUCGUGGGCCACUGUCACUGAAUGUCCUUCCCUCAGUAGCAACCUCACUGGGCAAAUGUAACGGCUCAGGUACCCUGGCUUCCUUCCCAGAAACAAGUCCUGUCUGUGCAUCCUUGAGAGGUAGCUCGUUCAGAAGGCCAGAGCAGGUGCAGUCCUUGACCCACAGCUUCCUGGGUCUGUCUUUCUGCAGCCCCUUGGAGCCUUCACAUGCACCAGGCCACCUUCUGGCGGGGCCCCCAGUCUGGCACCCAUGAGGUGAGGCAGACACCAAGUUUCAGGUGGUAAAGAGCCUGAGCCCAGUUGGGGGAAUAGGUGGGUGCAGGCUUGGGAAGACUGUGUGUGUGGAGUGAGGUGUGUGUGUGGAGGUGUGUGCACGUGUGCAUGCCUGUUUUCUUUUUGCCAUGGGGACAAUUGAAUUUGGGGCAUUUUUCUAUAAAAACAGCCUCCUCUCCCCUGUAAACUGGCUGUAACCAUAAGCCAGUCACUUUCACCAAUACAGCAGGUGGCCAAGGUGGGAAGUGAGCAUAAAGACCCCCCAAAUUUAGCCUGAGCUCCCAGCAGGAUAGGAUGAGAGGGUUGCCAGGGCUCACAAAUGCAAACUAAUGUGUUGUCCCCACCCUUGCCCUGUUAUCCUUUGUUUCCUUGGGUGAAUGUGGGGUGACCUGCUGCCCCUCCCAUCUGGACAGUGAUGGGUGUCUGGUGGGGCCUUGUGGUGCCUAGGAGGAGAUGAAGAUGAGGUUUUCCUUACCAUGUAAAUGAAUAUUUGUAUGAUUAAAUUAACACAAAAAAACCCC
Molecule: messenger RNA, 3480 nt
Organism: Peromyscus eremicus (cactus mouse)
Lineage: Eukaryota; Metazoa; Chordata; Mammalia; Rodentia; Cricetidae
Gene: Ilrun
Product: inflammation and lipid regulator with UBA-like and NBR1-like domains
Exons: 4
Coding region: 111-821 (236 amino acids)
Biological process (GO): macroautophagy
Cellular component (GO): phagophore assembly site
Molecular function (GO): ubiquitin binding
Source: RefSeq, a predicted model, not a curated record